Messenger RNA from Saccharomycodes ludwigii, 1314 nucleotides. RefSeq lists its product as uncharacterized. The record is from RefSeq and is a predicted model, not a curated record. The coding region runs from base 1 to 1314 and encodes 437 amino acids. The transcript has a single exon. Lineage: Eukaryota; Fungi; Ascomycota; Saccharomycetes; Saccharomycodales; Saccharomycodaceae.
AUGUCAAAUCAUCACCAUCAUCAUAAUAAUACCACUACUGCAACUAAUAAUAAUAAUAAUAAUAAUAAUACCAACGCUAACAGUACCAAUCGUAAUAGUACCAAUAAUCAUGAUGGUUUCCAAGGCAGAAAAAAGAAAUUAUCACAUUGGGUUAGAAGAAUUAUGCAACCAAAGGAACAUUUAAAUUCCAACACAGGUGGCAGCACUCUGAACGAAAACAACAAUAAUAAAACAUUAUUUAAUUAUUAUAGUACCAACAAUAGCAAUGAUCAUAAUAAUAAUAAUAAUAAUAAUACUAAUACGAAGGCUCAACACCAUUCAAAGAAAAAUGCCCAUACUUCAAGAAAUACCACCCCUACUAUUUUGCACAGCCAAAAUAAUAGCACUAAUGCCGCUAGCCAAAAUAUGAAAGGCAAUCCAUCGUUAAGCAAUGGCCCUAAAGGUAGCACUGAUUUAGAUAGACAAAAUACUAUAACUUUAGACAUGAUUGUAGAAGAAACAGAGAAAAAAGAAAAUAAAAAAAUUGCCAUCGGCAACAAAGAAUCUCAGGACAAAAGGGCAAUAUUAGCCGCCCAUAAUACACAUAAUUUAUCGGUAAGAUUUCUAGAAAAUGAUACACCAGCUACUACAAAAGCGAAUGAUAAUAUUGUUAAUGAUUACCGCCCCAAUGUUAUUAUUGAGAAUGGUUCGUCAGAUGUUUCAUCUUCCAAAAAUCUAACUGCUAAUUCUACAAGUAAUACAAAAUCUGGUACACCUGUACUGUUUUUAACUACUACAGCCACUUCUUCUUCGAAAAAAUGGAUUGAAAAUGCGUUUACCUCAAAUACAAAUGCCAUCCCCAAAUACGACAAUAGUAGUACUGCUGGGUUAGUCUCUACAUGCUCUUCUUCAAUAAAAUCUACACCUUUUUCAGAUAUUCAAUCUUUACAAUCAACAAGAGCUACAAUAACUUCUUAUAAGACUUUAGAUACUACAAAUUCGAGUAUAGUUGGUAUCCCGCCUGCAAGCAUCUUAGAUAGAAAUAGACAUACAAGUGGCACCACUACUACUCCAAGCAUUAGUGCUACUUCUCAAAGUGUGCUUAGCUAUCAAGAAACAUCUUCGCUUCUCAGUGAUUGUACAAUGCAUUCCUCAACUAGUGGUAAUAAUAAUACCACGACAACGACAACGAAUAAUAAUAACAAUAACGAGAAUAAUUGCAUUGCUACUGACACUAAUAUCGUACUUAAUAUUAAUACUGGUGAGUAUAAUAAAAGUAUUACACGAAAUAAUAGUUCAUAUACUAUUAGUAUUAAGAGCGAUCUGUCUACCUAA